This is a messenger RNA of Dromaius novaehollandiae (emu), 3373 nucleotides long. It is a transcript of the gene VMAC, whose product is annotated as vimentin type intermediate filament associated coiled-coil protein. The coding region runs from base 38 to 505 and encodes 155 amino acids. The transcript has 2 exons. NCBI's taxonomy places the organism in Eukaryota, Metazoa, Chordata, Aves, Casuariiformes, Dromaiidae. The record is from RefSeq and is a predicted model, not a curated record.
GCGGCCCCAGCGGCGGCGCGGCCCCGCCCCCGGCGCCAUGUCGGCGCCGCCGUCCCUGCAGAUCCGCGAGGCCAACGCGCACCUGGCGGCGCUGCACGCGCGCGUGGCGGAGCUGGAGCGGCGCCUGGGCGCCGCCGAGGCCACGGUGCGCGGCCAGGCCGAGAGCCUCAGCCGCAAGGACGGCGAGCUGCGCGCCGCGCUGGCGGCGCUGGAGGCCGCCAAGGACCGAGAAAUCGCCGCCCUGCGGGAGAGGCUGCUCGCGUCCGAGGAGACCGUUCAGCGGCUGCUGGCCGCCGCCCGGGAGAAGGACGCGCUCGUCGCGCGGCUGCGGCAGGGGAGCGAGCUGCUGGCCAGGAUCUGCCGGAGCCGCCCGGCCCUGGACGCGCUGCUGGCCUGCAUGGCCGAGGGCGAGCGGCUGGGCGCCGCCGAGCCGGGGCCUCCGCGCGGCGAGGCGGCCGCGGCGGGGCGCGGCGGGGGGGGGGCGCCCUUCGGCACCGCCGUCUGAGGCGGCUUCGCCUCGGAGCAGGAAGCGGCGGAGGGAAAAGGGGGGGAAAACCCCUUUCGUGUCAGAAAUCCUCCCUCGGGGCUGUGCUUCGGCCCUCGGGCACGGAGGAGAGGUGCGAAACAGAACCCGCGCCGUGCGGCCGGCAGAGCUCUGAAGGACGCUCACCUGGGAAAUCUUAAAAUAUAGAGAGCCCGUAAUUAUUUUUCUACUAAUCCUCGGCGCUCAGAGCGUAUUUAAAACGCGCAAUUCCUCCGCGCUCUCCUUGUCGUUCGCGGUGGUUCUGGUGCUGCAGCACGAGGCUCCUCUGCCCGACGCCCUCGCGCAGCCUGUCCGUGUGCUGCGGCCUGCUCGUGUCGUCGGUGUUUUUCUAAAUUCAUCUUUAAGCAAAACAGGAUUCUGAAAGCCUGACUGAUGAUCCUUGUAUGUACAGUCUUACGGAGCUGCUGAAGUAUUAUUUAUGGCAAAUAUCACUUCUUAUGUGGAAAUAUCUCUUCUUAUGUGGAACGUUUGUUGUUUUUAAUUCCACAGUCGGAAAUGAACUACAGGAAUAGAUAGUUAUGCUUUAAAUACAGAAGCAAACUCAUUCCGAGCAACCGUUUUGAACAAAUCCAAUAUAUUUAUACAAAAAGAAAGGUUUCCUGUAUUUUCAUAGUUCCAAAACCCUCCUUUGUAUUUUCUGGCAAAACAGGUUGUUGGCUAAAUGGUGACUCAGGUUGUGUUUGCUUUGGCUCUGUUUUCCUUGUUGCUUACAAGUUAGCAGUUUUUAACUGCCUAUUAAUCAUACGCAUGUGCCUUGUCAGUGGUCGGGAACAGAUGCUCAUACAUCCCGGUGAAAAUUCUUGUCGUGUCUUAUGUGAAAUGACCUCAGUACAAACUCUGGGAAAACGGCUCAAACAGGUGUCUGUGAGCAUAAAAGACUUUUGUUUUACAGGUCCAAAACAGAUGUGCAAUUUCUUGCGAGUGUACAUUUUACCUAGGGUGAUGUUCAUUUUUAUACUGAUGGAAAAGUAAAUGCACUAAAGAUAUACUAUAUUUUCUAUCUGAAUGUUUUUAAGAAUUGUGUAUCUCCUUGCACAGUUAAAGCUUUUUAGAUGGUACAUCGCAUUCAGAGGAGAGAAAUUUUCCUCUUUCCCCAAGUGUUUGUUGCUGGGGGUAGGCUAGAGGAACCGGAGCUAGAAUCUAGGCCAGAACUAGACUGACCCUUUUAAUCUCUGUGCACCUUCUUCAAACCCUGAAUCAAGGCAUUUAGGCAUUGCCCUUUUUUCCCUGGUCAGGAUGCAGCACAAAAUGAUUAAUGUGUGUGUAAUGGCAAGACGGAAACCGAUAUAAAUUAAGCAGGAACGAUAUGUUAGUCUUUCAUCUACUGUGUAUUUCAUGUUGUUCCAUUCCAGAAAAAUAGAGGGUAUGGUCAGUCUGUUGCAAAAAUUAAUCCGGUAUUUUAUUACACUGUACUCCUAAAGGAAACGCAUCUUUUAACUACUGAAUUUACUGAGGAAUGGCUGUUUUUUUGCUGGGGGCAGUGGAAGUAUGCAAGGGGGAAAAGCCAUCAACGUAGUCCAUCCAAAGCUGUGACACUAGACAACCAAAAAGUCGGACAGGUUUGAAUAACAGAUGAUGAAACUCGGGCAGCUCUACAAAUGUUUUUAUUUGACUAUUGCUGUGUGUCUGCUUCCUGGCCCUCUGGUCAAAGUGCUUUCUAAGAUUAGCAUGGAGUUUUAAAAUCAGCUGAGAAAGAUGAUAAAAGCACCCUAGCUCAUCUUCUCUCUUCCUUCGUUCACCAGCAGUGGGCUGAGGCACUGGUUCCGUUCCUAAGGCUUCUUCCUCAUAGCUGGCAUACUAAAUUUCACUGUACCAUUCUUUUCUCAUAUGGAGAUACGGACAGUUUUAGGCCAGACUUGGUUGUGGUUUCAGUACUGGUUUGACUUGUUUCACUCCCCAGUCCUGAUUUCUGAAGAUCCAGCUUGAAUGUAUGUUUAGUCCUGGGUCAUCUUUUAGUGUGAAACUAACUAGUUUUAUCCAAGAGGAAACAUGGGCACAGUUGAGAGAUAUAUAUGUGUGUGUAUAUAUAUAUUUUUAAUCUAAUGUCUGCUCUGUAUUAACACAUUGUUAUUUUGACUUGAAACGCCACUAAGACAGCAACCGCUGGCGUUGCAAAACCCAGGCACGCAGUAAUGGGUGCUGGGGGCUUGGUUGAAGCCCUGGGUGCCAGUUUGGUUGUGGAGUCCACAGACAGUCUAGCCUUUUUAUAAGCUAAAUCUUGAGGGGCAACUUGCAAAGCACUCUUAACAGGAAAGUGUUUGACUGCUCUUGCUUGUGCGACUUUGUCUACUAAUCUUUUCUAUUCUGCUGAAUUCAUUGCAUGGCCUUCAUACGCAAACUUCUCUAAAGUGAAUGUGUUCCUAGGUGUAGCCCUCUUGCCUGAAGUUCCUCACAGUGGGCCAAACAGCGGGAAGAGCUGUUCAGUCAGCUCAGGAUUUGCGGCAGCUUCCCCUCUCUCCGUUGUGGAGAGGUUUGUUGUUGUACUGUCUGCAUGUUGCUAUCCUAACCCAAAAGCUAGUGUCAAAAGCUGCAUCGUUACAUUACAAUGAUGCAAAGGGAGCCAGCAAGCCUCCCUUUAACGUUUCCCACCUACAGGGACAGCUCGACCAUAAACCAAAAGAAUGUACAUUUGUGAUAGCACUGAUCCUUUAACUGUUCAAUGCUGGGAUUCUUGUGCAAGGGCUGCAGUUAAAUUAAAUGGAACUUUGAUUAUUGCUUGUGAAUUUUCAUGGACUUUAUUUUAUUUCUCUGGCUGUCUCUGUACAUUGUUAUACUUGCAUCUUUACUUAAAUUUUCCUCAUAAAAUAAAGAGAUUUUGACACAUAUAAA